Molecule: messenger RNA, 3064 nt
Organism: Neopelma chrysocephalum (saffron-crested tyrant-manakin)
Lineage: Eukaryota; Metazoa; Chordata; Aves; Passeriformes; Pipridae
Gene: DHH
Product: desert hedgehog signaling molecule
Exons: 3
Coding region: 921-2162 (413 amino acids)
Biological process (GO): smoothened signaling pathway; regulation of gene expression; protein autoprocessing
Molecular function (GO): calcium ion binding; patched binding
Source: RefSeq, a predicted model, not a curated record
CGGGGCGGCUGCGGGCGGCGCACGGUGCCAACCAGGGCAGCCGGUACCGGGGACUGGGACAGGAGUGGGGACCGGGACCGGGACCGGGGGUCGGACCGAACAGAGGGGACCGGGGUAGCGCCAGGGAGCCCGGGAGCAGCGCUGUGCCAAGGGGACGGAGCAGGUGCCGAUACCGGCGGCGCAGCGUUAGGAUAACGAGUGCCCUCAGUGCCAGGGGCAGCGGGAGAAGAGGGAUCGGGACGGGGAGAGGGGGGUGUCCCCGGUCCCGACAGGCGGUGACAGGAGAGGGUAGAGGUCCCAGGACCAGAAUCGCGGCGUUAGGACCGGGAUAAGGGGGGGUCACGGUCCCGGAGCGCAGUGUGGGGAGUGGGUAGAGGAGCCGGUACUGGAGCGUGGGAUUCAGACGGGAAGGGAGAGUGAGAUCGGGGAGCGGGGUCAGGUCCCAGAGUCGGUCCCGGGGCAGCGCCAGGAGCCGGGUGCCCGGUGCCAGUUCCGGGGCAGUGCCCGGAGGGAAGUGUCGGUGUCUGGUGCCGGUGCCCGGUACGAGGGCUUCUCCCGAGGCUCGGGCUGUGUCGGGGACACCCCGGGACCGAGGUGCAGCGCCAGGCGAGGGGGUGCCGGGUCCGUGGGCACGGAAUCGGCGGCGGGGGGGCCAUCCCGGUGCCCGGGCGCUGCGCUCCGAGUGGGUGGCGGCACCGGCGAGAGGGCGCGGGUGGGGGGAACAGUCGUCCCGGGCGGCCGCGGAUCCCGCAGCGACGACGGGACCGUGGGUGUGAGAAGGAAACGGUGCCGACCCGCCCCUGGCACCGCGACCCUCUAAAAGCCCCGGGGCCGCCACACCGGGACCAUGCCCGCCCCGGCCGCCCGUGCCCCCGGCGACUGAGCGGGGCCCGCGGAGGCAGCGGGGCCCGGCGGGCGGGAUGCCCCGGUGGAGGCCGCUCGCCCUCGUCCUGCUCGUCCUCGCCGCCUGCCUGCUGGCCGCGCCGGUGCUGGGCUGCGGCCCGGGCCGGGGCCCGGUGGGGCGGCGGCGGCUGGGGCGGCGGCAGCUCUCGCCGCUGCUCUACAAGCAGUUCGUGCCCAACGUGCCCGAGCAGACCCUGGGGGCGAGCGGGAAGGCGGAGGGCAAAGUGCUGCGGGGCUCGGAGCGCUUCAGGGACCUGGUGCCCAACUACAACCCCGACAUCAUCUUCAAGGACGAGGAGAACACGGGGGCGGAUCGGCUCAUGACCGAGCGCUGCAAGGAGCGGGUGAACUCUCUGGCCAUCGCCGUGAUGAACAUGUGGCCGGGGGUGAAGCUGCGGGUGACGGAGGGCUGGGACGAGGACGGGCACCACCUCCCCGACUCGCUGCACUACGAGGGCCGGGCGCUGGACAUCACCACGUCCGACCGGGACCGCCACAAGUACGGCAUGCUGGCCCGCCUGGCCGUCGAGGCCGGCUUCGACUGGGUCUACUACGAGUCCAAGGCGCACAUCCACGUCUCUGUCAAAGCAGACAACUCGCUGGCCAUCCGCACCGGCGGCUGCUUCCCCGGCCACGCCACCGUGACGCUGCAGAGCGGCGAGCGCCGGGGCCUGGCCGACCUGCGCCGGGGCGACUGGGUGCUGGGCGCCGAGCCGGGCGGGCGCCUGGUGCCCACCGAGGUGCUGCUCUUCCUCGACCGGGACCCGGGCCGGCGCGCCUCCUUCGUGGCCAUCGAGACGGCCGGCCCGGCGCGCCGGCUGCUCCUCACCCCGUCCCACCUGGUCUUCGCCGCCCGCGGGGCCGCCAACGGCUCGGCCGCCUUCCUGCCCGUCUUCGCCCGCCGCGUGCGCCCCGGCGACGCCGUGCUGGCCCACGGGGCCGGCGGGAGGGGGCUGCGCCCCGCGCGGGUGCUGAGGGUCUCGCGGGAGGACGGCGUGGGGGUCUUCGCCCCGCUCACCUCCCGCGGGACCCUGCUGGUCAACGGGGUGCUGGCGUCCUGCUACGCCGUCCUGGAGAGCCACCGCUGGGCCCACCGCGCCUUCGCCCCGCUGCGCCUCUUCCACGGGCUCCUCUCGCUGCUGCCCGCCCGCGCCCAGGCGGCCAACGGGACGGUGCCCGAGGUGGGCAUGCACUGGUACUCCCGCCUGCUCUACCGGCUGGCCGGGGGCGUGCUGGGCCACGAGGCCCUGCAGCUCUAGGGGUGCCCGUUUCCCCCCCGGUCGCCGCACUGCGGGCGAUGCCGCGCGCUGGAAGCGAGAGGGCUCCGGCCCUGGGCACCCCUCGGGCCCAGGGAGGAGGGAUGGGGGCACCCCCAGCCAAGCGGGGAGGUUGGGGGUCUCUGGGCUCAGCGCUGCCCCAGGGAGUGGGGUGGUAGGGGUGGGAUCCAUGGGAUGGGGUGUCACGGGGUGUCACGGGGUGUCACAGGGUGGCUCAGCCCUGUCCUGUGUCCUGGACCCCCACCCAGCCCUGUCCCCGUGCCCCAGACCCCCGUGUGCUCCCCUGGUAUUUAUUGCUUUAUUAACCACUGCUGGGGCUGGGGCUGGUGUCUGUUAGGCACCACCAGACCCCAUCCCAGGGCCAAAUCCAGCCGGGGGGGUGGCUAAAUAGCUCAACACUGAGCACUUGGCAGCAGUUCCUGCCUGUCCUCCACCUCUGGGUCUGUCCCUGGCACUCCCCAGGGUGGCUGGACUGGGUGUCUGCUAUGGGGAGGGGGUGCCUGCCAUGGGCACAGGCAUCUCGUGCCAGGCCUGGCUCUAACUGUGCUAACUGCUAACCCGCCCUGCUUGAGAGUUUUAUUUUUCUAUUUAUAAAUGGUAAUAUAAAUGUCCCCCACGCCCACCUGCCCUGGCAGCGGGGCUCACCCCGUGGGGCAGGAGGGCAGCCUGCUUUUAACCACUUCUGUUUAAAAACCAAAAGAAAUACUGCUAUUUAAUUGUUCGGGGAAAUAAAGAGAUUCUACGGGCCCUGUGGAGCUGUGGCUGGGAGUGGGGGCUGCACAGUCCUAGGCUGGAGGUCCAGAGGGGUUGGAGUUGACUAUGCCAGGGGGCUGGGGGUCCCUAGGGCUGGAGUUGUGCCUCCUGAGUGGCUGGGGUAUCCCCAG